CGCGCUGCUCCAUGCCAGACGUCUCGCAGACAGAAGCGGUCAGUCCGCCGUGCGGUUGAUAGUUUUUCUCAGUUUGACCGUCGCCCUCGCACGCGUUUAGUGGAUACGUGUAUAGCGUGCUCCAGAACAGUGCUUGUGUGCUUGUGCUCCGCUCUACUACGGAUAUUCUGUGCCUUUUGUGUUUUAAAGAUGCUGCACCGGAGUUGAAGCGAAUGGCGGCAACAGAUGGUCAGAUCGUGGUGGCGGCCGCCAGAUGGGCCGAAGAGGGCCACUAUCUGCGAGAGUUCGUGGCGAAACAUCGACUACCCGCUGUGGUAAAGAUCAUCAAAGGGCAGUAUGGAGGUCUAGGGGUGCCGACCCUGCCGAGUCCGGGGCUGCAGAGCACUGCCUUGCUAGUGAGUGCGGGGAGAAGGCACAAGAUCGUCGCUCAAGCCAUCAAGAUGAAGGAGGGUCGACGAGUGGUAGGAGUGGGCCCUAGGAUAGCUAUCCCAGACACAUACCCCGGAUACUUCGAGCUCCUGAGUGAAGAGGGGCGUGCUGUCCGCUGUAUAGAGAGCGUGCUAGAGCUAGCGCGGCGGAGGGUAGAAGCAGGCUGUCUUGUAAGGGAAGCUAUAAGAGCGAUCUCCGCGAGAGUGGAAAGUGACGGUUCUGUGACAGCAGAUGGAGCGAGAACGAUCGCUGUAGGAGAAACGUUAUUCCCAGCGGGGGAAGUACAACUGGGAAAUUCGAAGGGGAGAUAUCUCAGAUGUAUGGACUCCAGGGGAGAUACGGUGCUGUUGGGAAUAGAGCAGAGAGGUCGUUUCAGUGCUCUUGCUAAGGAAGACAACAUCAGUGGAGUCCACACAGCUAAAAAUCUUCUGACGAAGAGGAUGCCUCUGACAGUUCGGCUCGUGCACGGCACACCUCCUAGAGGAUUGAAAAGCUCCAGUCAGUUUGUGCCGGAAUUACGAUUACUCUCCACUUUUGAAGAAGAACACGUUUUCGCGUUGCCAUUACAGAAGGAUACAGGUGCGGUAGUUGCGUUACCUCUGGCCGCCCCCAUCAAGCUGCAGAAGACCCGUAAUGAAGACCAGCUGAAGAGUUUGAGGGAAUUUCAGCGAUUGGUCGAGAAAUGUGGUAGAUUAGUGGCGGAAGUCGCAGAUCGCUCGCACGUUCUCGAUGGAAAGCUAGGAGAGUCGAAGGCCCUGAGAUUGAGUGGCAGCAGCCACGCGUUAGCUUCUUCCAAGUCUUCAGGAUAUUUUCUAAGGCGAAGUGCGUCGACGGACUCCGCCAACACACAUAGUCAUUAUUACAGCAACGAGAACAGAGUGCCGGGCGUGGCAGGUGAUGAUUAUGACGAGAUUGACCAGAUAUACGACUACGUACGUGGUUUUGCACCUCUGCCAAAAAGUAUACGAUCACCCUUCCCCGACACACCUACUUCUCCCCACGAAGAUCGCCGAAGUUGUUCUCCCGGGUCGCCCACCACCAAUUACAUCGUGCACCCCAUGACGGAGGAUCUGGCCAAACCGGAACCACCGCCUAUAGAGACCAUACCGACGAAGAAACAACUGAGCAGCUCCGGAAAAGCUGAAAAGCGGACGAGAAAAACGGCUCAUAAAGAACCCACAGUGCAAGAGAAACCCCCUAUCACUUCGAUGUACAUCAAAAGUGGAAACACGCAAAGAGGCAGAAUUUUCCGCCAGAAAAGUUCUUCGCCCUUGAAAGAACACCCACCUGGUAUGAUGAAAGGAGGUUCUCCUUUAUUCAAUAUCCGCUACAAAUCCCUCAGCAAUCUGCAACAAGCCAUGGAGAUGGAUGGUACUUUGGACUCCAGUCACUCCGGUGGAAGGACCUCUGGAGACUCCGGGGCGGGUGUUAAGCUCCCGGAGAAGCGGUCUCGUAGACUCAGCAGACCUCGCUCCCUUACCAACCUGGUGUGGGAGUUGAAGGGCGAAACGGACCGCAAGAAACCGCCAAAGCCGGACACCGCAAUCCACAGAAAGAGCUCUGGAUCGCACAAGGUGGUGUUCGGCGGGCACAAGAGGAUCGGAACAUUGUACCUGUAGCCAAAUCCGAGGGUGUGCGGUGAGGGGAGCUGAGGACGUGUGUGCUUGCGCCUACUCGCUUGGAGUCGGCGUGACCAACCAUGCGCAGUACAGAGCCUGGAGUGCAACUGACAGAAGCGACUGUAGAACUUCCCUCGAUUCAGUCACUUAGUCAUAUAAUAUUUAUUUCUCACCUAACUGUUGUAUACGCUAGAUCAGCAGAGUCUGUUAGUGUUCCAGAUAUGUUCUCGUAAUGUUCAUUGGCUUACGAGUGUUGUAAGGCCGUAGGUAGAUUUUCACUUUGUAAUUACUUUUCUGUGUUCAUACAUUUCGACUACACUCGGACUAGACCUACCUUAUUACGGAUACAAGAUCUUGAACUCUGAGUAAACCACACGUUUCUAAACGUAUUAUGUUGAAUACAAUCGAGUUUCAUGUCAAUAAUAAAAUGUAUGAACUUGAAAACUUUUGCUAAGUAACGUGAUUUAUUAGUAGGCAACUCAAGAUUUUUAAUUUAUAUAUAAUAAGUAUAUAUAUUAUAUAUAUAUAUAUAUACUUAUAU
Molecule: messenger RNA, 2589 nt
Organism: Homalodisca vitripennis (glassy-winged sharpshooter)
Lineage: Eukaryota; Metazoa; Arthropoda; Insecta; Hemiptera; Cicadellidae
Gene: sano
Exons: 3
Coding region: 213-2048 (611 amino acids)
Source: RefSeq, a predicted model, not a curated record